UCUGUGACUCUGUCUACAGCAUAUUACAUGGAUUCAAAGUAAGACUGACAGAAGCGACAAGACAAAGAAACAGAUGCUACAUGAUAACUCCGCCUAUACGAAACAACCAUUCAAUUCCACCAGAGACGUCCACAAUAUUGAUUUGCACAGGGUUCUUUGUUGCAAUAUGGGGUUACAAAGACGAUAAGAAUAGGAGGAGCUCAGGGGCUCCGUCUUAUCUGGAAUGUCACAAACGGAUAUCAUACUCGGGAAAUCCACGACGUCGAAGAUGAACAAAAAAAGCAAUAGUUCUUAUUUUAGAUUUGGAUCAUAUGAGACAUAACAAUAAUGCUCCGUAUCGAG
This is a messenger RNA of Aspergillus wentii DTO 134E9, 342 nucleotides long. RefSeq lists its product as uncharacterized. The record is from RefSeq and is a predicted model, not a curated record. Bases 81 to 272 code for a protein of 63 amino acids. Lineage: Eukaryota; Fungi; Ascomycota; Eurotiomycetes; Eurotiales; Aspergillaceae. The transcript has a single exon.